CGCGUGUGGGAGACGUUGUAUAUUGUUUUAACGUUUUUGAUCCUCGCAUGCGUUCACUAAUCUUGUACAUGUGGUCUAGGUUUUAACGUUUGUGCCGGCUGGGUCUUUAAUUUUCGGUAUGUGUAACGUUUGGUCUAAUAACGUUCUAAACAAAGAGCGGCCUGCUUUUCUGGCGCACUUGUUAAUGGCUAACUUAGCCUGCUAGCCCAACGUUUAGACAUGUUAUUUUGUUACCCAAAUGUUAUAAUCAUAACGUUUGACUUUAAGACGUUAGGAUUUUAAAGCGCAAGUUUAGCCGUGAUCAUUUCAUAAUUGUCUCCUAGCUAAUGACCGCGGCAGUUGCACGGGAGUUUUAACUUUUGGUGGCUAACAUUAUACAUUACAGAGCGGCGCGAAUUCAAAACCCAAGUUACAACUCACACUCGCUAGUUUCAUUGCGUUAACAGUUGUCGCAUCUUUAGCUUAACCGAUUUUACUUAGAUAGAUCCACGUGAACAGCUGCUCAAGCGUUAUGUUUGUUAGAUCAUGCUGGGCUGCACAACAAGAGCUGAAGAUCCAUUCACUUUUAGAAUCACUGAUUCAUUAAUGGUGGCUGAUAAAUGCUGAAACAUUAGGGAAGCGUCUAUUAUUGGAAACUAUCACUUUACUCAUGUUUUUAAAAAAUAUGAUGCGUUAAUUUGGAUGCAAUUGGAUUGUUGAAAGGUUCAAGAUGUCCUACUCAUCCCGAAGUUCCUCUCGUCCCUCAGACUGUAAGGUCUAUGUGGGUGAUCUUGGCAACGGUGCAGCCAAAGGUGAACUCGAACGAGCCUUCAGUUACUAUGGACCAUUGCGGAGCGUGUGGGUUGCUCGGAACCCACCAGGUUUUGCCUUUGUUGAGUAUGAAGAUGCCAGAGAUGCAGAGGAUGCCGUAAAGGGGAUGGAUGGAAAGGUUCUUUGUGGAGCUCGUGUUCGAGUUGAAUUGUCAAACGGUAUGUCCAGAAAGUCCCGUUAUGGCCGCCCCAACCGCAGGCAAUUUGACCCCAAUGACCGGUGCUACCAGUGUGGUGAAAGUGGUCAUUACGCUUAUGACUGCUAUCGCUUCAACAAGAGGCGCGGACGUCGCAGCAGAUCUGGAUCACGUUCUCGGUCUAGAUCUCGUGGUCGGCGCUACCGCUCUCACAGUCGUAGCCGUAGCAAUGAGAGAAAGUAUCGUUCACCCUCAUACUCCAAACGCCGAAGCAGGUCAGGUUCCCCAGCCCGCUCUAGAUCCAGAACUCCUGUGCGUCGUUCUCGUUCACCUGUGCGCAGGUCCAAAAGCCCUGUCCGAAGAUCUAGAACCCCUGUCCGCAGAGACAGGUGCAUACUUUACCCAUGCAAUUUUAUUAGAUAUCUACAACUGGACUUCAUGCCAUCUUUAUUAAAAACCUGUUCAUGUGUAUUCUUUUCAAGUCGCUCCCGUUCGCGCUCUGGUUCCAGGCAGAGGGUUCGUAGUGUGUCCAGAUCUCGGUCUCGUUCAGUCAGCCACAAAAAAGACAGUCGUUCCAGGUCUCCCAGCCCAAGAAGAAGCCCAACGCCAGGUGCUGACUGACUAAAAUCUCCCCCAUUUUCCACCUUUGCCUCAGGGCUGAAACAAAUUUUAUCUCCCCUAUGAUUUCAGACUCGAUUCUACUGUAGCUGCCAAGCUCUUGUUUGUUUCAAUGAUGAAGCCUCCCAAGCCUUGUAAAAAGAUCACUAUCAUCUCAAGCAGCUCAUGUAUAUUUUUUUUUCUUGACGUAUUCUCUUGUCACUUUCAGACAUUUUAAGCUCCAUUGUUUUUUAUUUCAGUGUUGAGCCAGCAUCCUGUGGUCAGUGAAUUGUGGGCAAGGUGGUGAAUGAGCUAUGUGAUUUAGUCAGUGUAAUGUAUGAGCUGAAGAGUAUGCUGUGAUUUGUUUGGUGUAGUUUGUUUUUCUUUUGCAUUGAAAAUGGCAAUGUUCUUUUUAAUAAAGCUUUACAAAUCCAA
Molecule: messenger RNA, 1978 nt
Organism: Triplophysa rosa
Lineage: Eukaryota; Metazoa; Chordata; Actinopteri; Cypriniformes; Nemacheilidae
Gene: srsf7a
Product: serine and arginine rich splicing factor 7a
Exons: 7
Coding region: 710-1567 (285 amino acids)
Biological process (GO): mRNA splicing, via spliceosome
Cellular component (GO): ASAP complex; nucleoplasm; cytoplasm
Molecular function (GO): zinc ion binding; RNA binding
Source: RefSeq, a predicted model, not a curated record